Messenger RNA from Cololabis saira (Pacific saury), 5807 nucleotides. It is a transcript of the gene arhgap23a, whose product is annotated as Rho GTPase activating protein 23a. NCBI's taxonomy places the organism in Eukaryota, Metazoa, Chordata, Actinopteri, Beloniformes, Belonidae. The record is from RefSeq and is a predicted model, not a curated record. Gene Ontology annotation, biological process: signal transduction. The transcript is spliced from 24 exons. Gene Ontology annotation, molecular function: protein binding. The coding region runs from base 411 to 5807 and encodes 1798 amino acids.
CAGAGGGACGCUGUCAGUUGUUCUGUGUGUGUGUCUGUAGUGAAACCAGACCUACCUCUGAUCCCUGCACCACACACACUCCUCCAUCUGCCUCCCAGGAGCCUGCCUUCUGCUUCCUGCUGGACCCAACGCCCUCUGACGGCGCGUGCGAGGCUCUCGCCGAGCCCAUCCAUGGGGGGCACAAAUGACAAGCUGCGAUGUGGAAAAUGUGGGAUUAAGCUUUCCGAAAGGCACGGCGGUGUGACAGCGAUGGAUUGGAGCCAGGAGACGAGAAGCUGAGGCUCGUGAACUAAUGACUGAGGGAUCCCGAAAGGAAAAUUUGGGCUGAUUAGUAUUUCUGCGUCUGGAUGCUGUCCAUGAGUCUGUGUUGAUUCAUUGCGUGUGUGUGUGUGUGUGUGUGUGUGCGGCUCAUGGUGGUGGUGAGCAAUGCCGAUGUGACUGAACUUCGUGCCCCGAUGCCUGCUGCUAUGCUCCCGUGCCCUGCGCCAGCCGGGUCUGACUGGAGUUUCCAGGAUCCGGUGGGGGUGGACUGCAGCUCCCCCGAGCCGCGCUGCAUUUGGCUGGCGGUUCUCCGUGGAACCACGGGCCCCAUGCCUUCCACGCCGCCAGCCACGGCGGCGGCCGGGCAGCGCCAGAGCGCUCACCAGCUCGGGGCUAAGGGGCGGAGGGAUGGUAUCUCCUCACCUGGUGACAACCCUCGGCCGCCGAUGGCGACCCGGCCGGGAAGGGAGGGGGUCGGCGUGGGCUGGAAGGGUCCCCGGACGCUGGUCCUCCAUAAGAACUCCCAGGGAUUUGGCUUCACGCUGCGCCACUUCAUCGUCUACCCUCCGGAGUCUGCCAUGCACACCAACCUCAAGGAUGAGGAGAACGGUAAUGGGAAGGAGUUUCAGAAAGGUCAAAUGGAGCCGAUGGACACCAUAUUUGUGAAGAACGUGAGAGAAAAAGGGCCGGCCCAUCAGGCGGGUUUGUGCACAGGGGACCGGCUGGUGAAGGUGAAUGGAGAAAGUAUUCUAGGAAAGACGUAUUCGCAGGUGAUUGCCCUCAUUCAAAACAGCGAGAGUGUGUUGGAGCUCUCCAUCAUGCCAAAAGACGAAGAUGUGCUUCAGCUGGCGUACUCCCAGGAUGCCUACCUGACGGGUAAUGAGCCCUACGCCGGGGGAGCCGAGCACCUCCCGCCACCGCCCUCCCUCUGCUACCCUCGCACCAAGACCACGGCCCUCGCCGGGACGCCCCUGUCUGCCCCCAUGGGCCAGAACCAGCUGGAUAACUGGAGCCGCUGGCCGGGCUCGUCCGGCCCCUCGUCCCCCCUGGACAACCGCUCCGCCGUGGGCAGCCCCGCCAGCUGGCAGGAGGGGCGGUCGGGCGACCCCGGCGGCGUGGGCCACAGCAGCCCGGCCCACCGCACGGAGGAGAUCCAGUACGGCAUGACCGGCCAGCAGCCCCAGGGCCAGAUCCGGGGCCGCUCCUACUCUUCCUCCUCCUCGUCGGGGGGGCCCCUGUCCAGCCCCCUGCAGGUCCACUACCCCAACCACUCGGCGCAGGCUCCGCCACGCAUGUCCGGCUCCGUCUGGACCAGCCCCCCCCCGCCCAAGGUGAGCCACGGCCGCACGGAGCGCUGCCAGCAGGCGCUCUCGGACUGGUACUACAGCCAGCUGCCCGAGCGGCCCGGCCGCAGCAUGCAGAUGCGCCACCGCAGCUACUCGCAGGACCGGCUCAGCGAGAGACGGCGGCAGCAGCAGCGCUCCGGCGGCUGGCCGCACAGCGCCUCGCAGGACACGCUGUUCCUGCUGCAGCAGUCCGGGCCGGGCCCGCACGGCGAGCCCUACUGGUCCUACGGAGACUGGGAGGCGGGGCCGGGCCGGGGCCCCCCGGCGCCCAGCUACACUCGAACCCGCUCCGAGAACCUGCUGGCCCAGUACGACCGCCACGGCCGCUCGCUGGAGAUGUUGGACCGAGCAUCAGCAGGACUGGUCUCGCCUCGGUCCGAGAGGCCGUCGUGGCCCCAGCCGCCCCCCAGGACUGACUACCAGAGGCAGGGGGGCCAUUUCAGCCCGGCUCAAGGCCCGCCGGCGCCCAGACACCCGCAGCCCCAGCAGGCCCAGCAGGCCCAGCAGGCCCAGCAGGCCGCCCCCCAGCGGGGGCGCCUCCCCCACGGGCAGAGCGUGGACGAGCAGCAGGUGGGCUACCGCAGCUACAGCCCCUCCUUCUACCGCAAGACGGGCCGCAUCAUGCAGCAGGCCCACUCCUUCAGGGACCCGUCGUACUCCGGCCCCCACCUCAACUGGAACCCCAACCCCAAGACCAGCCCCCCCGAGGGCUCGUCGCCGCCUCUCACCGCCUCCACCGCGUCCCCCGUGGCGUCGGCCGCGCCGGAGUCCCAGGACAGCAGAGCCUACAGGCCCACCAACCACGAGAGGGAACGGGGGCCGGCCGAGGCCCAGGCCGAGGCGUUAGCGGCGCAGACGCAGGAGGUGGUGAUGCGGCAGAAGCCUCCCACGGGCCGGAGGCUGGCGCGCCACCCCCACUACGCCCUGCCCGUGGACGGGCUGGAGCCCUCCUUGUUUUCCCCCGAACCCAAAGACUCGGUGCCCGGCAAACCAAACGGCAGCCUUACCCCGCUCUCCAUAGAGGACGACUCCCUGGCCUCCAUCCCCUUCAUAGAUGAGCCGACCAGCCCCGGUGCCGAUUUGCGCGCCCGCCACGUGCCGGCAUCCUCGGUGGUGUCCAGCGCCUUGAGUUCAGCGCCGGCUGUGGGCCACAGCCCCGCCUCCCCCACCUUCACCUUCCCCCUCUCUAGGCUCUUCUCACACGACUGCAGCAGUAUUAAAUCCAGUCGCCGUUCCUCCUAUGUUCUAGCCAUCUCCACCGAGCGCUCCAAGUCAUGUGACGAGGGACUCAACGCAUUCAGAGAGGAAGGACGAGCGCUGAGGCUUCCAAAAAGAGUCAAGAGUUUCUUUACAGAUGGGUCUCUGGACAACAUCGAGAGAGUGGAGGACGUCCGCUCCAAACGCCACUCCACCUCGGAGCUGGGAAACAUCACUUACAGUGACGUACGGCGACAAGGCUGGCUGCACUUCAAACAGAUCCACACGGAGAAGGGCAAGAAGGUGGGCAGCAGCAUUCGUCCCUGGAAGCGGGUCUUUUCGGUCCUCCGCUCCCAUUCGCUGUUCCUCUACAAGGACAAGAGGGAAGCGUUACUCCGGGGCGCCACCAUCGGCGGCACGGCCGACGACGAGCAGCCCAUCAUCAUCAAGGGCUGCCUGGUGGACAUCGCGUACAGCGAGACCAAGCGGAAGCACGCGCUCCGACUGACCACCCAGGACUUCUGCGAGUACCUGCUGCAGGCGGAGGACCGGGAGGACAUGCUGGACUGGAUAGCAGUCAUCAGGGAGAGCAGCAAGACGGACAGCGAGGAGCUUGGCUUUUCCAGACAGGCUCUCAUCAAUAAGAAGCUCAACGACUACAGAAAACAGAGCCCGACCUCCGGCAAGCCCGACUCGUCUCCCCGGCUGCCCCGAAUGAAGCUGCUCAAUAAGACGGAGAACGCAGCAGGAAAAUCAGAAAGCAAAGAUGAGAGCAGUCCUCCCAAGAGUCCGUGGGGAAUUAACAUCAUGAAGAAGACCAAGAAAGCCGGACCCAAGGCCUUCGGCGUGAGGCUGGACGAGUGUCAGCCUGGUGCGAAUAACAAGUUCAUCCCGCUGAUUGUUGAGAUCUGCUGCGGUCUGGUGGAGGAGAUGGGUCUGGAAUACACCGGAAUCUACCGCGUCCCGGGGAAUAACGCCAUGGUGUCGCUGCUUCAGGACCAGCUCAACAAGGGUGUAGACAUCAACCCCGCCGAGGAGAAGUGGCAGGACCUCAACGUCGUCAGCAGCUUACUCAAGUCCUUCUUCAGGAAGCUUCCGGAGCCGCUCUUCACCAACGACAAGUACAACGAUUUCAUUGAUGCCAAUCGGAUGGAAAGUGCAUCAGAAAGACUGAAGACGAUGAAGAAACUGAUCAAAGACCUCCCAGAUCAUUAUUAUCACACUCUGAAGUUCCUGGUCGGUCACCUGAAAACUGUCGCCGACCACUCGGAUAAAAACAAGAUGGAACCGCGAAACCUGGCUCUGGUGUUCGGGCCGACGCUGGUCCGGACGUCCGAGGACAACAUGAAAGACAUGGUCACGCACAUGCCCGACCGCUACAAGAUAGUGGAAACGCUCAUCCAGCACUGUGUGUGGUUUUUCACAGAAGAGCUUGACAAAGAUGAGAAGACGCCGGUGGACACGGAGGACGUGCAGCCGGCGCCCAACAUCGACCACCUGCUGUCCAACAUCGGCAGGACGGGUCUGCUCGGGGAGGCUUCAGACUCAACCAACAGUGACUCAGCUAAAUCGAAGGGGUCAUGGGGAUCAAAGAAGGACCUCACAGCCAAGGACUUCCUGACUCUGUCCAUCAUGUCUGCUGUAACGGGCCGCAAACGCAGGAAACGCCACAACGCCCGCCGCGUGGGCAGCAGCACCGACGACGACUCUGAGCACGAGCCGGUCAAGGCUGAGCAUCUCGGGGCGGAGGAGGAGGAGGAGGAGGAGGAGGCGGAGUCUCCGGUGGGAGACACCGCCCCCAGAGCAGAGGGAGAGGAGGAUGAUGAAGAGGAGGAGGAAGAGGAGGAUGAUGAGGAAGUCGUAGGAAGCGGAGUGAAAGAGGAGGUCGAAGAGGAGGUGGUGGCGGUUGUUCCCAGUCGGCCGCGCGGUGAAGAAGAAGAGGAGGUGGGAGGAAGUAAAGCAGCGGUGUUGCUGCGGGAGGAGGCGGCGCAGGUGGGGGUGAAGGGGCAGCCGUGGCGAGCCCCCGACGACGCCCGCUCCAUCGUCUCCGGCUACUCCACCCUCUCCACCCUGGGCCGGAGCCUGGGCUCGGAGGGGCGGGGCGACGACGCCGACGACGAGCACAGCGAGCUGGUGAGCGAGACGGACAACGAGAGCGGCUUCGCGUCGCGUUCCCUCACCCAGGAGAGGCCCGACAAACACCCGACAACGCCGGCGAGCCCCCAGCCGCCGGCCGCCCCCCGCAGCUUCCUCUACUCUCAGAGCAAGCCCCCCGCCCACGCCCUGGCCCCGCCCACGCCGCCCUCGCAGGCGGCGGAGAGUGCAGAGAGGAGCGACGGAGGGCAGCGCUCCACCACGCCCUCCUCCUCCUCCUCCUCCACCGCACACAGGCUGCACUCGCGGCCGUCCUUCAACUCCCACAAGCUGAUCCAGUGCGACACUCUGGCCAGGAAGAAGCUGAAGUCGGAGAAGGCCAAGGGCCGGUCCUUGGAGCUGCCGGAGGCCCCGGAGGAAGGGACGGGCUCCGGGACGGGCUCCGGGACGGGCUCCGGCACGGAGGCCGCGUCCAGGCCCAGGAAGGAGUCCUCCAAAGCGUCGUCGGGCAGCAGCCAGGAGAGCCUGCGCCUGACCCGGCCCCGGCCGGCGCUGCCGCCCAGCGAGGCCGCCUCCUUCACCCCGACGGGCCCCGGCGGCCGCUCCCUGGCCGAGCACGUCCGCGCGCGGCUGCUGGGCUCGGCCGACGACCUGCGCAGCGUGGGGCUGAGGAAGCCGCUGUCGCCGGAGACGCGCAGGAAGAGGCGGGCGUGGCGCCGGCACACGGUGGUGGCCUCGCCCACGGAGGCCUCGGACAAGAGACCCCCGGUGAACGUCAACGAGUUCCCCCUCUCCCCCGUCAGUCAGAACCAGGUCAAAACACAAGGGCCGCCUCGGGGGGCGGACGGCGUCGGCACGGGCCACGUCGCCCGCCAAGCCCCCGCCUCCAGGUUCCACGAGUACUUGUGA